GGCAGGGCAGGUCGUGGCAGGGCAGGACGGGUGUGUAGGAGUAUGUGGGGAUGUGGCAAAACCUACACCAACAGCGGCGGCAUCAUCAGGCAUUAUCAAUGCGAGCGCAGAGCUCCAAGCAGAAGCAAACGGGAAUGAAUUGGAGAAUAUUACGUGAAGGUGGAAUAAUGAGCUGCCUGUAGACGGCGUGAGCGGACCCGGGCCACUGCUGCGAAAAAGGAAUGGCCGAUAGUUGAGCGAACGAGACAAACGUCACCGUCAAGAAUCCGUGUGUUUAACGGAAAACGGAAAGAAUUCGUACGGCAGUAGCACCAGUAGGCGGCUCACCGUAUGCGUGCGUGCCAGGUUGUGCGUGUAGGAACGGUCCGUUUGCAAGUGUGUGUGCUCGCUGAGAUAUGUGCGGUGGAUAUAAAAUCGUGUGUUUUUACUUUUGCUUUUCCAUGCCAUCCUGGGUACCUGCAUGUAUGUGGCUCUGUGUAUGGGUGUGUAAUAGUUUUUAUUUGUGCAAACAGGUAGUGUAACGUCGUGAUAAUUACAAUGUGAAUGCUUGCUGCUGUGCCACUUAUCGCCAAGAAAUAGUGCCACACAUUCAUCCGAUAAAGUUCAGUGUACAAAAUCGCACUCAUAGUUCUCUGUGCCUACGCGUGUUGUGUUGAUGUGGCGAGCAAACCGCUUUUCUUAUUGUUCAAUUUCGUGCGUCCCGAGUGUUGAUGUACAUUGCUGGUGGAAACGUUAUACAAAAGUGCCCUGCUUAAAGUGGCACAUCUAGGAAAAGAGAAGCACUCAUUCACCAGUGAACAGCAGGAAUAAUUUAUAGUGACCGCAGUAAGCCCAAUGACAAACGCGUUUGUAAAGCUUAACCACACUUCCGGCUAAUAGUCAUCUAAGUGUACGGAUGGUGAAGUAACUAGUGGUAGCAACGAAAGUUACUAAAGAUCAAGCUCAGAGAGGACUCUUCACGAUGGGGACCAUAUUUCUGUAAAAAACGAAAUGAAUCGAAUUUGAUCUCCACCAUCAACAACGAUGUGCUUUGGUUUUGAAAUCGGCACUCGACGUGUGGAAAUCGUUCUACUGCAUUGGUGUGUCGUGUAGACCGGCAGCAGCAGCAUCCGUUGCACUGCAGUUGUACGACCUGGGGGCGAAUGUUCAUCUUGAGGUUGGAACUACAUCCUGCCACACGCCAGACUGCAUCCUCCCCACUCUUCCUCGCUGCCGGUUUACAGAGGGUGCUUAUUAAUUGCAAUCGUUUCGGAAUGUUCAUGUCCACGGCUUUAACGUCACACGCAAAAGACACUAGCAUAAGGUGUUUCGUUUCGGGUUUGAAUGAGUAGCAGCAGCAACAUUAAGAAGCACCCAGCAAAAGAAGCACCAUUAAGCAGCAGCAACGCAUACACAUACACAUUCCAGCGUUUCCUGGGGCAACGGCGAGUGUACAAUCGAAAACGGCGACAAGCUUUGCGCUAAAGCAAAGGCAAAUGACGGCAAGGCAUAUCAGUGUGUGAAUGAUCCUAUGGCGAGGAGGAUGGAUUUCGUCCUGACAUGUGAGAAAGUGUGCCGCUACACAGCUUGUAUGUGUAAAUGGCCAGGACAGGAGUAAUCUAUUCGAACGAGUACGUAGCCAACGAUUCGUACAAUACACAGACGGCCAUUUAUUUACCUUUUCAAGCGAUUCCACCCGAGUGCCUGAAAACUGAUGCGAAUUAUGGCCUAAUGAAGAAGAGCGAAGGAAAUGCAGAGGACAAAAAAUUGAACUUGCACACCAACAUAUAAGCGCCAUUAAAUUUGACGUCCUGCUUCCCAAACAAAAAGAAAAAGAUUCGCUCAUUUUUAUAAAACUAGACCUGUAGCUACUACUCGUGUGUGUGGGAAAGACCACAACAACACCAACAAAGGGAGAUAGAGAGAGAAAUCCAAGACUACAUGACACUAUCAAGGGCUGGCUAACGUUAUUACGAUCUCGAUUGUUACUACUAGCUAUCGAAAAAGGUUGCAGACCACACUGGCCAUCGGUCAGGUUGGUAAUAAAAGCUGAGUAGAAAUGAAGACGAAAUACAACGACAGCAGCGUAUUGCUUUGCCUGUCCACCUUUAUCCGUGCUCAGCGAUUGGAAUCUGGCAUUCAGUGCAUCCGGUGCAUGUGCAAUCAACCACCACGUACGGGUUCGGUGCUCUAGAAGAGACCAGUCAGUCGUGUGUCCUUCCGGUGUCCGCCGCCGUGCGCGAUUGUUGUGUGCCGUCAGUAACGCCAUGUACGUUAUCAACCCCCCGCCGGCAUCGCAAGAUCUACAACCGACCGCCAGCAGUUACGUUGCCGCGCGCCAUUCCGAAUCGAUUGAACUCGAGCAGCAGCAGCAGCAGCAACAGCACAAAGAAAUACUCAGCCAAAUAUUGACAAAAUGCAACGCCGACAUGUCGGACCAGGUGGCCAAUUUUAGCUGCCCCGAUGAGAAGACUCCCCCGCGAUCUGCUGCAGUACCGGUCAAGGAAGAGGCAAAAUCUCCCGCUUCGUCGUCACCUGCAGCCACUCCGGCACCAUCGUCAUCACCGUGCUCCGAGGUCGGGAGCGGACACGGUGCAAAACCAACUCCGGCAGUGGCUGGAUCGUCACCGAAGGAAGCAACCAGCGCACCUGCUGGCGAAUGCAAAACGGGGCGACGGACAGAUGGCGAAAUCCGGUCGCCACUUCCCACACUUAAGCGGAGCCCCUCGCUGGACGGAUCACCCCUCUCAAGUGCAAGCUCUUCCAAUGCAGCUUCCCUGUCGCCGUCGUCCUUGGACGGGCCAGCCAAAUCCACUCCACCGAAGUCCGAGCCGAUGGCCGAGCCGGUUCAAUCGCUUGCAGUGGCAUCGCCCGUCUCGUCCAACUUUUCCAGCGUGGUGCAUCCGAAAGAGCGAGCACUUAAGUCGAUCGCGGCAGCGGCCGCAUCCAAUGAACGGAAUAAUGCCACCAAUGGCGGCAGCAGCAGCAGUAGCAGCACUCCAGCAAAACCAGCCAGUAAAGCCGGAGCGGUCAAUGCUGGCGGAAGAGCCGUGCUGAAUGGAACCGGACCCUCCGCUACUGGGACGGGCACGACGGCGCACGGUGGCAGGCUGCAGUUUUUCAAAGAUGGAAAAUUCAUCCUGGAACUUGCCCGUGCACGAGAGGGUGAAAAAACCAGCUGGAUUUCGGUUCCGCGUAAAACUUAUUGGCCACCGACCGUUUCCUCUACCAGUGCCAACUUUCAUAAGCAUGAAAGUUCUACUUCACUCAGCUUUUCAGAUGACAACAGCUCCAUCCAGUCUUCGCCCUGGCAGCGGGAUCAUUGCUGGAAGCAGGCGAAUCCUCGUCCGAACAUUUCGAAGGAGCUUUCGCUUUACUACUUUCGCCCGCUAAAAGCACGUGGUCAUCUAACGCACGAUACCCGGUCGUGGUGUCGGCGCAAACGACGCCGUCCUUACGACUCCCAUCUUCCACUGGAAAUUAAAUCAAAGCCUCAAGCGCAAAAAACAACAACAGUGGAAAAUGGAAAUGCCAAGAAGGAUGAUUCCGAACACAAGGAGGCGCAAUCGGCAACUGGGCAAGAUGGUGAAACCACCGAGAAUCUACGGGAUAAGUGCAAUGGCACUACACUGAUGGACACAUCUGAGGGGACAACUGCAGCGGGUGAAAACAAUGCAAAGAAGCGGAAAGGCACAAAGCAGGAUGAGCCCAUGGUGGGGGAUGAUGAUCACAAGCAAAGCAAUGGUCAUCAUCCGCCAGCAAACGGCGGCACACAUUGUAGACCUCCCCGUUGUAAGCGUCCCGAGGGAAAGGAUCUAGCUUCAAUCAUUAAAACACUGGUCGAGCACCAGCAAACAAAGUCCAUCAACGCCCCGGGAGCUUCUGCUGGAGCAGGUACCGCAAUUGGCCCGUUUCGUCUCGGAACAAUACCAGAACGGGGGAACAGUACUAGCUCGACAAGUUUUCGCAGCUCUGUGUUUGCCAGUUCGGCCGCUUCGCAGCAUGUUUCUCCACGCAAAAGAAUCUUGCGGGAGAUGGAGAAGGUUUCACUGGACGAUGCUGGUAGCUGUGGCACGAGCAGCACCAAAAGAUCUCGUCCGAAGGCAGGGUCCGCUGCAGGUACGCCUGUCAUUGUGACGGCAACAACUGCAACGCCCCUGUCGACACUGACCACGAAUGGUACGGGAAGUCCGCUGAAUGGUGGCCCCAGCAGUGGCAGUAAUAGCAGCAGCAGCAGCAGCAACAGUAACAGCAAAACAAACGGACACCUUAACGGUUCUGGAUCUAUUGCUAACGGUACAACCGGGGCCGGUGGAAAACAGCCAAUUAAUGGUGCUGGAAGUGGCAUAUCUCCUGUUACGAAUGCUGCUCCUCCAGUUCCGGCUCCUGUAUCAAGACCAUUUAGCAGUUAUAGUAUAACGUCACUGCUGGGGCACAACACAAGCAGUAGCGGUGAAACAUCGUCCUCUGCGAACUUCUCCCCUGCUGAUGCGAUGCAACGCAAAACGGACGUAUCGGUGGCAUCGGUCACAUCAACAGCUAGUCAUAAUCUCUAUCAUCAUCCGCAGCAUCCACUGUCACCACACCACCAGUAUCAGGGAUCACUGUACUUGGGGAAGGAACCGUUAGCCGUUGGCUCCAAAUCACCUGUAAUGGCGGAAUCCCUCAAUCACGCACAUUAUCAGGGCCAGCUUGGAUCUACUCGGUACGGAUAUGGCGUCAAGAAACGGUCCCCUAGUUACGGUGGAGGGGGUGGCACUGCAGCAUCUCCUGGGGCUAACUCCGGAGGGAGCAGCGUAGAUCCGUGUGGUAAUACGAUCCGUUCCCCAGACCUAAGUCCUAGUCCUGAGCAUCAUCAUCAGCAGCAGCCGCAGCAUCAGCAUCAGCACCAACAGCAACACCAGCAACAGCAGUCGCAUACAUCUGCGCAACAUUCACAUCAUGGGCUGCAUCAUACGUCGGGUUCUGCUUCAUCAGGCGGAUUUUCACGCUACCGACAGCACCCGUACGGUGGCAGCCCAAGUAGCUACUCGUCUGCACCCUCGUCUUCCCGUUUUUCCCCUUCACCGAGUACGAACGAUUCAGCGACUACACCACCAUAUUCUGGAUCAGUUGCUGGUGCAGCAACGGGAGGUGCACGAUCGGCAAUUUCCUACCGGCCUGGUUACCAGCUUGGUGGAAGCAGCAGUCAAGGACAUUCCCCUCCUACCAGCAAUGGGUCACCGCAGCAUUAUUCUCGCGCGUCACCAUUAAACUUUGGCCGUGGAACUCAACAGUCACCUCCACCACCAUUGGGAUCGCAGCAUCAUAAUCGUACUGCCGGUACGUCCUCAUCGCCCCGUGCAUCUCCAAGUAGUGGUGGCGGUGGCGUAACAACGAGCCACGCUUCCACACCAACGUCUGCUAUGGCCUCGCUUACGACUGGCGCGUCACUAGGUACUACCAUACGAACGGUUCCGAAAAAGACGGCCGCUUUGCGGCAGCCAUUUUCCGGUGGACAUUCACCUUCCUCCUCCUCACCAUCGCGCGAGCGUUCCAACUCGAACGCUUCCAGCUCUUCACACAAAAAAGAUCUCCACCCAGAAGGGUCGGACUCGGUUGAUGGGGCUUCUUUAAACCACUACGGCACAACGCCCUCCUCGCCCGCCGGAGUAAUAAGACCGAAUACGGUAAUCGCAUCGCCAACAGCGCACCAUCCUGUGCCGAAUGCUUUCUAUCCCCUGUAUCAAGCCACUCAGUUGGGCGCGCCCUCCUCAUCUUCUUUGAUGAAUGCCGCAGCCGUGGCAGCUGCUACCUCUUCCGUUCCAUUCCAUCCCGCGACACUUACGUACUACCAGCAAAUGUACACUGCGGCCACAAUGGCUGCAUAUCGCACGCCGCUUUGGAUGCACUACCCGGGGCUACCGGGGGUGGCACCGCACGGUCCACCGCACGGUCCACCGCACAUGAUACAACCGCAUCAUCAAGCCCCGCCACCUUCAUCCGUCGCGCCAAACAUCUCCUCAGCUGAUCGACGUCUUAUUGAUCGGAGUCCACCUACUCCACCACCACCGCCACCACAGCCCGCAUCUGGAUCGUCAAUCACGGAUCCUGCAGAAUCGCAACGACUACAACAUUCCAUCCUAGCCACACCUAGCUCAACAGCAGCCCUCAACUAUAGCGUCACGGCACUUUCCUCAUCCUCGCGCGAUAUCAUCAACGGUGGUAGUGCGUUUACGUCACCGAGUGGAUCGAGUUGGCCUACAGAUGCUGUCGGAUAUCAACAUCAUCCCGAUCAUUCCGCUCGUUCGACUGCUGCAGUAUCGGGGAUAGCGUCGGCAACCGCCAAAGAUGAGACCAGCAAUGGUGAGUGCAAUGAAGGACUGCGAUCGUCAUACGUUCCAUUAAACCUGUCCAAACACUAAGAAAAAAAUCAACAUCAGCCAAAGGCGAAUAACAAAUACCAGCAGCAGCAACAGCAGCAGCAGCAGAAGGUACAUCCGCAAGUGAUCUGCAUUCUUUUGUUGCGUAGAUCGUGCAAAAGAUCUGACGACUUCUUGUUCACUUGCUUAAGAAGCAAGUUGACCAAAACAUCAGUAGAAAACGGGCACAAGGACAACAAGGAAGGUGGGGCAUAUCACGUAAUGUUGGGUCCAAAAUGAAUGUAAUGGAGUCGCUGUGAUUAUUCAUUUUGUGGCAGGUAUUACCUACCGAUAAACUUUUGGUUAGGAAUGAAAGCAGCACGAGAAUCGCGAGCUACUAGUUUUAAGAAAACGGCAUAAAUUAUAACAGCAACUUUUCAGACAAACCUUAGGCUUGUCCUUAUUUUGUGCUACGGUACGGAAAGACUUAGCACCAUACAUGGUAGAUAAUGGAGCAAGUGAAGAGAGAUAGAGAGAACAUUUUGUAAACAAAAAAGAAACACUGGAAAGGAAUCAACUGCAUAGAGACAUACUAUUUUUGCUAAGUAACAUUUAAAGGCCCGUGCUUGGUCGCUGGUGGGUGGGUGUGUGUGUAUGUUGGCAUACUCAAUCACACGAAACAAAUAUCAUUGGGUUUGCAUGCACUGUCUAUUUUACAUGUAUAAUCAUAUUUGUUGUUUUACAACAUUAAGAAAAACAUCAAAACAAAGAGAAGGGCUUCAACUGUAGGAACAAUGUAAACCGUUGGAAAAUGAGAAGUUUUUUUUGUCUCAUUACUUUGGCCAUGAAAAGGUUUUUUCUAUAAACUUGACCAAUUUUUCGCUUUAUUCAAUUUUAAAUAUAUUUAUCUUUGAAUGGCUUGUUUCCUUAGUUGGAUAUUUUGUUUAUUGCUUUCGACAUAGACAUGUCUGAUAUUUAUAGCAAAUGGAGUCUCAUAGCUCCCUGGGUUUUGUGUCCUUGUACUUGUGUUGAAGUAUGCUCUGGGUAAUAAUUUAAAAAUUGGUCGGAAUCGAGUUUUAAUUAUUUGAAUCAGUAAUCUUGGCAAAGAUGACAAAUUAUGUCAUGUUUCAAUGUUCCAGCGUUGUUGCAAGCUAUACUAUAAUUUGCUGAGCGCAUCAUGUUCAAACGGCUAUUGAUGAUAUUGUAAUGGUCUGUCUAUAAUGUGAAACACUUUGCGCUUUUCCGGUGUAUAUGCAUUUGAUGUUAGUGAUACAUGUGUUUGAAGUGAAAAUGUAAACGAUAUUGCACAACAAAAAGUGAAUGAGUACCACAAGCUGGUUGAAGUGAAAGUGGUGCGCACUUUUCCAUCAUGCAGUAGUUUUAUCAUGGUGAACUGGAAUCUCACGUAGCAAAUAACAAGAGAAAAAACGAAAUUGAGUGUAAUGAAAAGGAUUUUUAUUUUAGAUUUGGACAGUAUGUGAGAAAACAUCCACAACAAACAAAAACUCUGCUAUGUGGGUAGAUGGGAUUGUUGUUAGAAAUAUGAAACAAAAACAAAAAUUAGAAAUGUAUUUUGUUCCAUGCUCCUUGUCUUUUGCUACAGACUGAAACAAAUAAAUUGUAGAAUAUUUAGCGUGUGCACUAUUUACACCAUACAAUUGGAAGAGACAAAACAGCGCAUAUAGAGAUAUUCAUGAUACUAAAACAAAUAAACACACUCCCAAAUACACAUACAGAAGAAACCAGAUAUCGAACAAAGAUAGAGGAAAUAUUUUUCGCUAUUUUUAUACAACCAAUUUGAUGGAGGCGACAGUUUAUUAUAGAACUAUUUGCGAUUCAGAAACGAGUACAUUGAAUACUAUAUAUACAAAACUUUACAAACACAUAUAUAUACAAUCACGUGUCCAAAGUUUAAUAGAGAGAGAGAGAGAGAGACAUUGAUAUGCUUAUUGUAUUGUCCUUAAGCGAAAGGAGAAAUGUAAACCCGGAGAUGAAGAAAUUUUUUACAGCAUUAGAAUCGUCAAAAGUUUGAUAAAAAAAAUUAACCUCUUGCAAACGUGAACAAAGAACAAAAUCUAGUAACAAAAACAUAUUGCGUGCCUUGGAAGAAAAUGAAAACAAAACAAACAAAGAAACAAACAAACCAACUACAUAAACUAAACUCAGAACACUAAGCUACUGGAUAUACAGACAUACCGAGCAUUGAAACAAUCGAUACAAAACAAGUUAUAUUCAGAACAGAACUUUGGAGAAAAUGA
This is a messenger RNA of Anopheles merus, 8578 nucleotides long. RefSeq names its product protein hairless-like. Bases 2247 to 6383 code for a protein of 1378 amino acids. The transcript has 6 exons. Lineage: Eukaryota; Metazoa; Arthropoda; Insecta; Diptera; Culicidae. The record is from RefSeq and is a predicted model, not a curated record.